Drosophila busckii is the source of this 846-nucleotide messenger RNA. It is a transcript of the gene Klf15, whose product is annotated as Krueppel-like factor 9. The transcript is spliced from 2 exons. NCBI's taxonomy places the organism in Eukaryota, Metazoa, Arthropoda, Insecta, Diptera, Drosophilidae. The coding region runs from base 1 to 846 and encodes 281 amino acids. Gene Ontology annotation, biological process: regulation of transcription by RNA polymerase II. Gene Ontology annotation, molecular function: RNA polymerase II cis-regulatory region sequence-specific DNA binding; DNA-binding transcription factor activity, RNA polymerase II-specific. The record is from RefSeq and is a predicted model, not a curated record.
AUGGAGUUCUUUGCAACAGGCGCAUUUCAGCAGCUCUACAGUGAGCUGGAUGAGCCGGCGGCCAUGAGCGAACUAUGCGCAAGCUUUGGCAGCGCGAUGGAGUCGCCGCUGCUGGAGUCGCCGCCAUGCUAUGCGGAUGUUAACUUGGGCUACGAGCCCAACAGCAGCUUGGACUACUAUGGAAUUAUAACGCUGGAUAGCAACAACAAUGGAGCAGCGCCGCCGGAGCUGAGCGAUUGGGAGCAGCGACUGUUGGACCAUUUUGUGGAAAUACCAGAGCUAGUGGACUUUUUGCCAGAGCGCACGCCGCUCUGCACGGAUAUGUGCGAUGAUUUUCUGCAGGAGAGCAACAACAAUUUGCGACUGGCAGCGCCAACGCCAGCCCCAGUCCAAGCCUCAGCCUCAGCCUCAGAUUCACCUGCGCCGACUAAAGCUGCGCCGCCGUCUGCUUUGCAGCUCAGUCAGAAUGCCGCUGGUGAAGUUGGCUACCUUUGCACCUUUGGCAGCUGCGAUAAGCUGUACGCCAAGCCCGCUCACCUCAAGGCGCAUCUGCGUCGGCAUAUGGGGGAGAAGCCUUACGCCUGCAGCUGGCCGGACUGCAGCUGGCGCUUCAGUCGCUCGGAUGAGCUCGCCCGGCAUCGACGCUCGCAUUCGGGCAUCAAGCCCUAUCGCUGUGAUUACUGCGCCAAGUGCUUUGCCCGCUCCGAUCACCUCACCAAGCAUCGCAAAGUCCAUGAGCGACGUCUGGCAGCUGCCAAGCGUUCGGGCAGCAUUCUGCCCAAUGGGCCAGUGCCCUCCAGUGUCUACGCCGUGCGUCCGGGUCGCAAGCGCAAGAAUCAGCUCUAG